AUGUCUGAGGGAAAUGGCUCAGCUGGCUCGAGCAGUGCUUCCUCGGUUCCGAAGUCAAUUCCCAGAGGUGUUCUCGCGAGAUCAGGACUUCCUCUGCCGGCCGGCACAAGAUUGAGCUCCGGUUUACGUGCUCCUCGUGACCUGACUCUGGGGGGAAUAUCGAUCCCGAAGAAGUCGGUCACACCGAAUCUUGCUCCCAACCUGAACCGGAAAAACGCAGCCACGAACGCCGAGAAUUCGAACACGCGGGGAUCGAGAGGUGGAGCCCAUCCGCGCACAGAUCGGGGCCGAGGAAUCGACCGAGGUAGAGGUCGGGGCAGAGGACGCGGUCGCGGAGCGUCGAACCUCAUCCAACUUGACGUCUGUUUUCCGUGGCAGGAAUUUUCGACGCGAGUACCGCCGGACUUCCCGAGCGAGGUGGCUGGAGCGCUGGAGGUGGUGGAGGAGGGGGGCGGUGGAGGCGGAGGGGGAGGUGGAGGAGGCGGCAGCAGAAGUUCAGUCGGCUCACUUAAAGACACCAGUCUGCCGAAAUACAUUCCUAUCGAUCAAGAAGAAAUGGACGACACGGACGAGACCAUAAGUAGAGUAACGAAAGCUGAGUUCAUCGAUUACGGAGAUAAGGAUAAGGGGGAGUUCCCGUUGAUGCUACCCCUGAAUACAGCCAACCACGCAUUCGGUGUUUUACCGAAGAUCGACGGUGCGAUGGACGACGAAGAUGAGGCCCGACCGAAGAUUGUGACUCGGAAACCAAAGGUGAAUUAUUCGGGAGCAAAAACUGACCUCAGUCCGGAAAGAGCUAGAGACCUCCUCAAAGCCCUCUGCCUCGGAACUUCGCUCACGAAGGGAGAGGAAGACGGUAAAUCCCUCACGAUGUUCCAACUACCAAGACUUCCGAGUCCGUCUCAAGCGUAUGAAUCGGCAGAACGGAAACCUCCAACAAAAGAUAGUCAGACCGGCCCUCAGCAGUAUAAACUGAAAAAUCUACCGAAAGGGACUCUGGGAAAACUCCAAGUUUUGAGAGACGGGCGAGUGAGACUGGUCACCGGGAGAGUGACCAUGGAACUCCAGAUGGCGGCGGACGUUGCGACAUAUCAGGAAGUUGUGGAUCUUCAAGGUCGGGUUGUGGUCCCUGUCGCCAAAGUCGAGAAUAGAGUUGUCUGCCGUCCGACAGAUCUUGUCCACAGUCAGUGCCGGACAAAGUGUUGA
Molecule: messenger RNA, 1206 nt
Organism: Galendromus occidentalis (western predatory mite)
Lineage: Eukaryota; Metazoa; Arthropoda; Arachnida; Mesostigmata; Phytoseiidae
Gene: Polr3D
Product: RNA polymerase III subunit C53
Exons: 9
Coding region: 1-1206 (401 amino acids)
Biological process (GO): tRNA transcription by RNA polymerase III
Cellular component (GO): RNA polymerase III complex
Molecular function (GO): DNA binding
Source: RefSeq, a predicted model, not a curated record